CUGGAGAUGUACCUACGUAAAGUACAUUAGGAGGCACAAUUCCACCAAGGUGGGGCAGUCUUUUUGAGGUUGGAUUUUCAAUCUCUAGAAGCUUACCCUGCUUGACCAAGCAUCGACAGUUUGGAGGAGUUCGCAGCCAUUAACAGAAUACCCUGGGUUGGCCUACUAAAUUCCUCAUAGCCCGACAGCGAUGGCUGACCGUAGAAGAGUAAAUGGUCCGGUGGGCCAAACUGCUCCGCCCGUCUACGAUAGCCCUCGAUCGCGAAGAGAAGCGAAGCAACUUGGCGACAAUGCUAUACGGAAAAUCUUCCUGAAAACUGGAGUUACUCCUUCGGCUUCCGGGUCUGCAUAUCUUGAGAUCGAAGACCCAAAUGCGACGGGGCCUUCGAGCACCAGCUUAAAACUCACCUGUACCGUCCACGGCCCCCGAGCCCUUCCACGAUCCGCACCCUUCUCGCCCCAUAUCAUCCUCUCGACCCAUGUGAAAUACGCGCCCUUUGCGACGAGGCAGAGACGAGGCUACCUACGCGACGCUAGCGAGCGAGAUCUAGGCGUACAUUUGGAAACGGCCUUGCGCGGAGCCAUCAUCGCGGAUCGCUGGCCCAAGAGCGGUGUUGACAUAAUCGUCACAAUAAUCGAAGGAGAUCAGAAUCGAGAUUCCCCGGACUAUGACGGCGACGAAGGUUGGGACGUGAUGAACGUUCUGAGUGGCUGCAUCACCGUCGCCUCUGCUGCGAUUGCCGACGCGGGUAUCGACUGCGUCGACACAGUUGCUGGCGGCGUCGCAGCCUUAGUGGCUAAAGACGACAAGAGCCCGCCAUUCGUCGUCCUCGACCCCGACGUUGCUGGUUAUCACAAGAUAUUCGCCGCGUGCUGUGCGGCCUACCUACCGACGAGGGACGAGGUCACCAACAUCUGGUUCAAAGGCCAGUUACCCGGUGCGGAUGCCAUGAUCUACAACAAGAUGGUAGAGAGAAGCCUCGUAGCCUGUCGGAACGCAAAUCGCGUUCUCGUCUCGGCUCUGAACGAAACCGUUCGCUCAGGGUAGCAGGCCCCACCCCGAGUUUGACUAAACGUAGGUAUAACCGCAACUUCGCCCAUCGAACGGAAAGUAGGGCUUCGGCUGGCGAAAUAGAGAGGUACAUGAAGAUUUCUUCGUGUCACGGUACAUAUAUAAUGUAGCUGGGAGCAGUAGGGCUUCGGCUGGAGCCUACACGUAUUCCCACUCACUGAAUGUGUAGGCCGUCGUCUUUCCUCCGGGGUAUCCACUACCGUCUGCACUCCCGUGGUCUCUCGCUAUAC
This is a messenger RNA of Durotheca rogersii, 1302 nucleotides long. Its product is annotated as exoribonuclease. Lineage: Eukaryota; Fungi; Ascomycota; Sordariomycetes; Xylariales; Xylariaceae. Gene Ontology annotation, biological process: rRNA catabolic process; poly(A)-dependent snoRNA 3'-end processing; U4 snRNA 3'-end processing. The transcript has 2 exons. The record is from RefSeq and is a predicted model, not a curated record. The coding region runs from base 191 to 1048 and encodes 285 amino acids. Gene Ontology annotation, cellular component: cytoplasmic exosome (RNase complex); nucleolus; nuclear exosome (RNase complex).